This is a messenger RNA of Gambusia affinis (western mosquitofish), 1700 nucleotides long. RefSeq names its product RAB34, member RAS oncogene family b (gene rab34b). Gene Ontology annotation, biological process: phagosome-lysosome fusion; endocytosis. Lineage: Eukaryota; Metazoa; Chordata; Actinopteri; Cyprinodontiformes; Poeciliidae. The coding region runs from base 136 to 900 and encodes 254 amino acids. The record is from RefSeq and is a predicted model, not a curated record. Gene Ontology annotation, molecular function: GTP binding; GTPase activity. The transcript has 11 exons.
UGUUGUCUUUGGAGACUGACGUCUUCAUUAUGAGCGCUUUGUUUUACUAUAUAUCUCUGGAGUUAUAUCACAUUUGCAAUACCACCUUUUAAUCUACUUCAGUGAUUCUCUAGGUUUUAAAAUAACUCUGGCAGCAUGUUGCCUCCUGUGAAGAAGGACCGAAUCAUCACUCACCUCCCAAAGUGUUUUAGUCCAAAUGCAGCUCUGCACACCAAAGACGGCUUCCACCCACAGGUGAGAGCUGCAUGCCAGGUUCAGAAGACGGAUGGCGUGAGCUUUAAUAUCGCCAAAGUCAUCGUUGUGGGAGACGUUUCUGUUGGGAAAACCUGUUUAAUCAGCAGGUUCUGCAGAGGAGGGUUCGACAGGAACUACAAAGCAACCAUCGGGGUGGACUUUGAGAUGGAGCGCUUCGAGGUGCUUGGCGUUCCCUUCAGUUUGCAGCUGUGGGAUACAGCAGGUCAGGAGCGCUUCAAGUGCAUCGCCUCAACAUAUUACAGAGGAGCACAAGCCAUCAUGGUGGUGUUUGACUUGAGCAGCGUGAACUCAUUAGCACAUGCCAGAGAGUGGCUGGAGGACGCCAUGAAGGAAAACGAUCCGUCCAGUGUUUUACUGUUCCUCGUCGGGACCAAGAAAGACCUGAGCUCUCCUGAUCAGUUGGCUGAGACAGAACAGGAAGCUAUCAGACUAUCAGAGGAAAUCAAAGCAGAGUACUGGGCCGUGUCUGCAAAGUCAGGAGACGGAGUCAGGAAUCUUUUCCUUCGUGUGGCUUCUUUGACUUUUGAGGCGAAUGUUUUGGCUGAGCUUGAGAGGAGUGGGUCGAGACACGUCAAAGACAUAAUCAGAAUCACAGACAGCUCAGAGGCCAAUCAUAAACAAAAGAAGAAGGCCAACUGUUGUUGAGAAAGCCUGAUCUCACUGGUGCGGCUACACGGUUACUGGAGCCAAACUGGUGUGGAUCCCCUGAGCUGGGCUGCUGGAAGCAGAAUCAGCUAUCAGGCUGUUUCUGUAGGAACCAGGAAACCACUUGAGAAAAUGUAUGUCAUGAUCCAAGUAGUAGCUCCAACAUAAUGGCUCCAAUUGAGCCUGUAAACAAGUCUGUUAGCAGAAUGACUCAAACUGUGUUUCUCAGGAAUGUUUAGUGCUGACCAGAUCUGCAACAAGUAAUUCUUUGUUGUAUUCAGGAUUAUAAAGAUAGUUUUCCCAAAACCAUAGCAGCACUUCACAAGAACAUCGUCUGUGUGAACCAACAUUUUAUCCCGUUAGGAUUUGUCUGAAUAUCAUCCUCUGUAUCUUUUCCUCCCUGCUGACUUCUGGUCAUGUGUCUCUGCUCUUGCUAAUGUGAUGCAUACAUCCGAUCAAAUGACCACCGCCAUUCCCAUCAUGCCUCUCUCCGCUCCGACACAAGAGCUCAUAUGAUCUGGGAGAGGAAGGAUUGUUUGGUGGGAGAGUCUCAGAAAGCUUCAUCUUCAUAAACUAUUCUGCUGGACAUUUAAUCCCAAAAUGAUUCAAACUCCUGGUUGAUUUAGAGGUUAGAAGGCCUCCUUGCCAUUACCCUAAUCUCCAGAGUUUCUCUUUCAGGCUUUGACUGAGCCACUCCAACGUUAAUAUUUCUUCCAGGCAGAAUAAACAUUCUGGUAAAAUUAUUAUACUAACUUGUAAUACACCAGGAGUAUGAAUAAUUUUGGGCUUAACUGGAUAUC